AAACAAGUCAGGUUUCAGGAACACCGCAUGAUCCUCCUGUCCACGCAUUCUCUUAUCCUUCAAGGCCAUUCACACUUCCUCCUCUCUCAAACCUCUCUCUUUCUUUCUCUGUCAACAAUGUCUACCAGGGUUUUCAUGCAUGAUUCAAUCGGUUCAACAGUGAAUGCGCGCGAAAGUUAUAAUAGUAAUAGUAGCUGGUUUUGCCAUAGACUUCAAGGUUUAAAAUCUAGAGGUGUCUUCUACCAUGAUAAUCCACUGGAGUUUGGGGGUCCAUUGCUUUUGGCUCAGCUCUCUAUCUCUGCCUUGUUGAGUGCUUUUGCACAGUUCAUUCUCACCCCUCUCGGUGAGAGUGCUUUCGUUUCUCAUAUGCUGGUUGGCAUAUUAAUGGGACCGACAAUUUGGGGCAAGAACAAUACUUUCCUGGGCAAAUUAUUUCCGCGGACAAGUUUCUACGUCAAUGAAACAUUUGGGUUCUUUGGGUGCAUGCUAUUCAUGUUCCUGGUUGGAGUCAGGAUGGAUUUGGGUAUGAUAAGUAGAACAGGAAGGAAAGCGGUGGCCAUAGGCGUUUUCACAGUCUUGUUUCCAGUGGGAAUAAACAUGGUCAUGGCUAGUCUCUUAAAGAAAAAUGUAAAGCUAGAUCCAGGAGUGGAAAAAUCUCUCUACUUCAUGGCAGCAUUGCAAUGUAUAAGCUCAUUUCAUGUAAUUGGCUGCGUGCUCGCUGAUUUAAAGCUCCUUAACUCAGAGCUUGGCCGGUUAGCUGCAUCUUCGUCCAUGAUCAGUGGAAUAGCCACUUGGAUAUGGAUGGUGGUAGGCUUAACUAUUAGACAAAGUAAAUACCGCGGGAGCACCAAUAAUUCACUUCCAUGGAUGUUCUUCUCUGCAAUGCUUAUGUUGAUGACAAUAGUAUGUAUUUUGAGACCCAUCAUGCAUUGGAUGAUUAGGCAAACAUCAGAAGGAAAGCCCAUCAAGGAAAGCUACAUAUUCUACAUAUUUCUCAUGAUGUUGGGAUGUGCUUUUUUUAGUGAAAUCAUUGGGCAGCACUUCAUGUUUGGACCCAUAAUCUUGGGUGUUGCCUUGCCAGACGGACCACCGUUAGGCUCUGCAUUGGUGAAUAAGCUUGAAUCCUUUGUUUCGUCUAUUCUAUUGCCAACUUUCUUUGUCUUCACUGGAGCUGGAAUUGAUCUCGCUAGCAUUCACGGUUUGACCUUCAGCAUCGUUGAGCUAUUGGCUUUGUGUAGUUUCGUUGGGAAACUUUUAGGAACCAUGUUGCCUUCUCUUUACAGCAAAAUGUCCCUAAUGGAUGCUUUCUCUUUAGGCCUUAUCAUGAGUGUCCAAGGCAUCACCGACGUCCUAAUGUUACAGCAGGCAGCACUACUCUAUAUUGUUGACAAGCAAUCUUACAGUAUGAUGUUGGCGUCAAUGGUGUUACUUACAGGAACAAUCACACCCAUAGUGAAGUUCAUCUACAACCCAUCAAAGCAGUACAUGUCCAGCAAGAAAAGAACAAUCCAACAAGCCGCCUCCAAUUCCGAGCUCCGUCUCUUGUCCUGCAUAUACCACCAAGACAACACUCCUUCCAUGAUCAAUCUCCUCAAACUCUCCCAUCCAACCACUUCUAACCCCAUCUGCUUCUACAUUGUCCAUCUCAUUGAGCUCGCUGGUCGGUUAUCCCCUCUCCUCAUAUAUCACAGGCCCGACAACCGGGACCAGGACUCGUUCCAGUACUCAAACCAGUCCGAUCACAUCAUUAAGGCAUUCAGACAAUUCGAGCUACAAAAACGCGGAACUCUCAUGGUGAAUCUGUUCACUGCAGUCUCUCCUUACGCAACAAUGCACGAUGAGAUAUGUACAUUAGCAUUGGAGAAGAGAGUUUCAAUGGUGAUCCUCCCUUUCCACAAGCAGUGGAGCCUCCACGGAACAGAGGAAUUCGCAAACCAGAGGAUUGUGAAUCGGAACAUAAUCCGCAAGGCUCCAUGUUCGAUUGGAAUCUUUGUUGAUAAAAGAACCCUAGGCGUGGUGACCUCUGUGUGUCGAAAUUUUUACAACAUCGGAUUAAUUUUCAUCGGCGGUUCAGAUGAUCGCGAAGCUUUAGCAUUGGCAACACGAAUGAGUAAUCACCCAGACGUGGCAGUGACAGUGAUAAGAGUGAUCGAUAUGAACGGGAAGAGGAGUCAUAGCCUGGAAAGAGAGCUUGACAGUGAUACAGUGGCCGAAUUCAAGGGCUCUAUAAAUAAUCAAAAGCAUCACAUCUAUAAGGAGCAGCUAGUGAAUGAUAGCGUAGACUUAGUUGGUGUGGUUCGAAGUGUUGAGAAUUCGUUUCAUCUGAUUAUGGUAGGGAGGUACCAUUCGAGUGAGUCGCCGUUGUUUAUGCGACUGACAGAGUGGAAUGAGUUUCCGGAGCUGGGGUACCUCGGAGACAUGCUGGUGGCAUCGGAUUCAGAAUGCGAGGCGUCUGUGUUGGUGGUUCAACAACAAAAGAUUGCAGGUGACGUUGGGAGUGUAAACCACAGACAUCUGGUAGAUGAAUUUGCGGUUGCGAGUACCCCUCGAUUCAAUGCCCAAGUGUGGCCACUUUCUUAGAUUAGAGCUCCAUGAAUCAUGGAGGUCUGGUCUGGUCUGGUCUGGUCUGGUCUGGUCUGUCUGGUACUCUGGUGAGUCUGGUCUCCAAGCGAAGAGAAUGCUAUCAGCCCAUAAGGCUAUAGCGGCCCAUUUGGCAGUAUUGUGGAUCCUCUUGAUCUUUCUAGCUUGCCUUUUAGCAAAUCAGGCCAAGCCCAAUCCCGCUACAAUAAAAUACUAGGCUGAAAAGAAGUUGAUUAGUUUAUCUUCCCUGCACGUAGAAAUUAAAUUUAGUGUAGAGAUGGAAACGUAAGAUCCAUAGAUUAAUUUAUGAGAGCCAGAACUUAAAUCGAUGAAGGGUGGUUGUCCCCGAAUUAAUCAACAAAAAUACUAUAAUAUUAAUUUGUUGAGAGAGCAUAAUAAAUAAUACUUCCGGGAAUCCAUGUGAGGACAG
Molecule: messenger RNA, 3010 nt
Organism: Tripterygium wilfordii
Lineage: Eukaryota; Viridiplantae; Streptophyta; Magnoliopsida; Celastrales; Celastraceae
Product: cation/H(+) antiporter 15-like
Exons: 3
Coding region: 28-2580 (850 amino acids)
Biological process (GO): regulation of pH; proton transmembrane transport
Cellular component (GO): endomembrane system; membrane
Molecular function (GO): antiporter activity
Source: RefSeq, a predicted model, not a curated record